Leptopilina boulardi is the source of this 3100-nucleotide messenger RNA. RefSeq lists its product as uncharacterized. The transcript is spliced from 2 exons. Bases 1100 to 2272 code for a protein of 390 amino acids. NCBI's taxonomy places the organism in Eukaryota, Metazoa, Arthropoda, Insecta, Hymenoptera, Figitidae. Gene Ontology annotation, molecular function: zinc ion binding; nucleic acid binding. The record is from RefSeq and is a predicted model, not a curated record.
AAAAUGACAUAACAUAUACUAAAUCGAUUAUAUAUGUGGUGCCUACUACUAUAUAGACAUUCUGAUGUUGUAAGUCAAGAAUGCAGUUUGUUCAACAAAUUUUUACAUGCUUUAAAAUAAAAAAAAUUAUAUUUUAUACUUAUUUGGUGAAUUAAAAGUACAAUUUAAUUAUAUUAUGGAAACAAUUAUUAAAUUAAAAAAUAAUCUGUUUUUAAAAAAUGUUAUCGACCUCGGUUGACGGUCAAUUAUUUUUCUCUCAUUGUUUGCAUCAAAUUUUUAAAAAGUUCACAUAAGAACACACAAUUUCAAAAAAAAAAAAAAAACUUUUAGAAUUUAAUGCCUAAUCAAAAGCGUUAAUGUUAUAACGAUAUGUUGGAAUUGUAUGGGUCACCCACUGUAGGUAACAAAUUCUAAUAUUGAAAAAAAAUAAAAAAUAAAUAUAAUGAAAGCAAAACAAAAAACAAAAUGCACUAAAAAGACAAACGAAAAAAAGGAAAUUACAGUGUCCACAUAAAGUAAUUUUGCAGUAUUAUGUUCCGUAAUGACGUAAUUAUUCAUAAUAAUUUAUGGAAUGAUUUUGCAAAGCGCAACGACCUAAAGAGUUUGUAAUGAUAGAUUUUAUGAUUCUUUUAGUACAUAUAUUAUAUAUGUAUAAUGUAACUCUUGGAACAAUGUAGUUUUCUGUUGUAACGAUCAUGAAAAGAAUCGUUUUUCAUUUUAUUUUAUUAAAUAUGGUCGUUACCAACAGUUCCCCAAAAUUUAAAUGGUCCCGCGGUAUAUGCAAAAAUAAUCCGCCAGACGGCGUAAGUCAACCGCAUUUCGAGCAGACGAAAAAACCACGUUUUUGUCGUCGCCAAAAAAAGGACCAGAGCGAAGCGAUCCGUCGCACGAAACACAUAUUAUAUCGCGGUUUAUAAUUUAACUCUUUAGUUUGUGUAUUGUAGAGAUUGGACUAUUUCAAAAUUAAUAAAUAUAUAUUCUGUUUAAUUAAUAUUGUGGCUUAGUUGUGUGCAUUCUCUUGGAUAAUUUCCAUACCACGGAUAGCAGGUCAAUUUGUCUAUUCAACUACAACAAUAGCGUCAUUUCUUGAUCGGUUAACAUGUCGACUCCAUGCAGUUCGUACGCCGGCAGCAUCAACAACACGGACAUACCAAUCCUGUGCCUGAAUGAUGUUUCAGAUCCUUCCCAAAGAGGGGAUACACCACUAGACAUUUCGGUGGAAACCUCUGGCCUGGUAGCCUUGAGGCGUGAACAUUUCGAGGGGCUACUUUCAAAACAGCAAGCCCUAAUGAAAACAGUCGCAGAACAAAGUGAUACAAUCCGUUCGUUACGCCGUCAGGUCGACGCGGGUAAGGCAACACAGAGUCGAGACAAUACAUCGAGCGAUAUUACUGACUUAUAUCGCAAGCUGCUCGAUUCCGUACAAAGGGAGCGCGAAUUAUCUAACUCCCUAGUUGCAGCCCAGAAGGAGUUGGCCGAAUACAAGGUAGAGAACAAAUCAAUGAAGGCGGACCUUGAGUCGUACGAUUACGACUACAAAAGUCUAUCCAACGAUUAUACCGCGGUCGAAAUACUGAAUAAGAGAUUCAAAGAGCUCUUUUCCAAAAAGAUGUCGGAAGUCUUCCUUGCCCAGGCGGAACUACGGGAGCCGAGACUACGCCCGAAAGCAUCCGAGGGGUGCCUAAACUGCGGUCAACAGGGUCACAGUUUCAGAUUGUGCAAGCAGCCGUACACAGGGAAGUACUGCCAAAAGUGCGCCAUCGAAGGGUUCUCCACGGCAGACUGCCCAUGGCCCCAUUAUGCCAUGGUCAGAUACCAGGUUCCGGAAAGUAACCGAUGCAAGCAUUGCUGGAGACCGCGAAACUUGCCUGACGUCAAUUGUUACGAGUGUAGAAGACGUUUAAUCUCUUCUAACACCUUCGCGCGGAAUAAGACUGCCCAGGAAUUGGAGAGCAGACCAGUCCCAAAAGCUCAUAACAAUCCACAACCAUCCAGUAGCCAAGGUGCCAUAAAAAAACAGAAAGCGCUACCAGCUCCAUCCAAAGGACCUCUUUCCAUAGAAACCGCGGUUGUAAAACUGCCAGAUAAAUCGGACGCUGUAACUGUCAGCGAAACGCUCAAGGCCGAGGUCCGUACUAAAGAGACCUCAGAGGAAUCCCCAAGGUCAGCCCUAUCCCCAUUCGACUCCGACAACGACAACGCGGAAUAUUGGGAAACACUCACCGAAGUGAUUCAUCUUGGGAUCAAGAAGGAAAAAAAAAAUGAUCUGUGAUCCGCGGUCUGUUCAUUCGUCGAACUCAAAAAAAAAAAAACACUUUUCUAUAUUUUGUUUAAAAUUUUUCAAAUUUAUCUUCGCGCCGUUGCGCUGUUCAUCAUUUCAUUUCUAUAUGCUAAUUGUUAUAUUUCCGCGCCGUUGCGCUAUUCAAUUAUCUACCUCAAUGUUAGACACUAUAUUUCUGCGCCGUUGCGCUACGAAGAACCUUUUCUAUUUUUAAUUUACUUUUUAUGUUUUGAAUAUUAUUGACAAACAGUUAAAAAAAAAAAAAAAAAAAAAAAAAAAAAUUUUUUUUUCUUAUUCGUUCUAGUGUAUACUACUUAAACAAGUAACUAGUUAGACCAAAGAAAGUCUAUAUUUUUCUACUGUUUUGUAUAAAUAAAAUAAUUAAAAUGAGAUCUUCUGCCUCUGACUUUUAUAUCCUUCUUUCAGGCGUUAUAUUACACACACAACUAAGCUUCUCUAGUAACUGAUUAGUCGCGUACAAGCAGCUAUGAGCGAUUCCCGUUAUUUCUAUUAUUUUCACUUGUUUUUAUUACUAAUGUUUAACAAUGUUUCAAAUUACCAUUUUUCAUUUCAUACAGGCAAGUGGGUAUGAGACGAGAUCGUCAUCUACUAGAGAUGAUCGGCUGAACAGUUGAACUGUUAGUAACGACAAUUUAGAAGGGGGGAGUUGUAACGAUCAUGAAAAGAAUCGUUUUUCAUUUUAUUUUAUUAAAUAUGGUCGUUACCAACAGUUCCCCAAAAUUUAAAUGGUCCCGCGGUAUAUGCAAAAAUAAUCCGCCAGACGGCGUAAGUCAACCGCAUUUCGAGCAGACGAAAAAA